Molecule: messenger RNA, 2988 nt
Organism: Odontomachus brunneus
Lineage: Eukaryota; Metazoa; Arthropoda; Insecta; Hymenoptera; Formicidae
Gene: TM9SF2
Product: transmembrane 9 superfamily member 2
Exons: 15
Coding region: 1-1980 (659 amino acids)
Biological process (GO): protein localization to membrane
Cellular component (GO): membrane
Source: RefSeq, a predicted model, not a curated record
AUGAAAACGACGGCGGUCUUCUGUGCACUGUCUGUACUCUACGGCGCAUUGGCUUUCUAUUUGCCUGGUCUGGCGCCCGUGAAUUAUUGCAAGGCCGGUGAAACCUUAGAAACCUGCAAGUCUGACAUCCAGUUAUAUGUAAAUCGAUUGAAUACGGAGAAGUAUGUUAUACCUUAUGAGUACAGUCACUUUGACUUCUGCACUGUGGAAGAUGGACAGUCGCCAGUUGAGAAUUUGGGACAAGUUGUAUUUGGAGAACGUAUAAGGCCAUCUCCAUACAAGUUGGAAUUCUUAAAAGAUGUCAAGUGUGAUAAAGUGUGUAUUAAAACAUAUACAGGAGGUUAUCCAGCAUCAGAAAAGAAGCUGCAAUUAUUGAGGAAAGGAAUGGCAAUGAAUUAUCAACAUCAUUGGAUUGUUGAUAACAUGCCAGUGACAUGGUGUUAUCAGCUAGAGGAUGAACGACAGUAUUGCAGUACUGGCUUCCCCAUGGGUUGCUAUUCCAAGGAACCUAGAUCACAGCAAGAUACUUGCACUAUACAUGGUCCAUACAACAAGCCAAACACUUAUUACCUGUUCAAUCAUGUGAAUCUUACAAUAACUUAUCACAGUGGUGCUACAGAGGAAUGGGGAUCGGGUUUUAAGGAAAAUGGCGGUCGUAUUAUAUCUGCGAAAGUCGUGCCUCACAGUAUUAAACAUACCGGCACGAUCGAUUGUGAGAGUCAAAUACCAUUGGAAAUACCAGCCACUGCGCAAGCAGCGGGACAAACCUUCCAAAUAACGUUCACAUAUUCCGUGAAAUUUGUGAGGAAUAAUACAAUCAAAUGGUCGUCCAGAUGGGAUUACAUUUUGGAAUCGAUGCCGCAUACGAAUAUUCAAUGGUUCAGCAUUCUCAAUUCAUUGAUAAUUGUUCUGUUCCUUUCCGGCAUGGUGGCUAUGAUAAUGCUUCGCACUUUACACAAAGACAUCGCGCGAUAUAAUCAGGCCUACUUCCAGAUAGAAUCAGGAGAAGAUGCGCAAGAGGAAUUCGGAUGGAAAUUGGUGCACGGCGAUGUGUUCCGUCCUCCGCGCAAAGGAAUGCUACUCUCCGUUCUCCUUGGUUCUGGUGUUCAAGUAUUCUUCAUGACGUUAGUCACGCUAGCAUUCGCUUGCCUGGGUUUCCUUUCUCCGGCUAAUAGAGGCGCCCUGAUGACCUGCGCGAUGGUAUUGUAUGUCUGUCUGGGAACUACUGCGGGAUAUGUAGCUGCCCGGAUAUACAAAAGCUUCGGAGGAGAAAAAUGGAAGUCUAACGUGUUACUGACGUCUAUGCUAAGCCCUGGAAUCGUGUUCAGCUUAUUUUUCAUGAUGAAUCUGAUAUUCUGGGUAAACGGAAGCUCGGCUGCGGUACCUUUCAGCACUCUGAUCGCACUGCUGGCGUUGUGGUUCGGUGUGUCGGUGCCAUUAACGUUCAUCGGCGCUUAUCUUGGUUUCAAGAAAAGGGCUUUGGAGCAUCCAGUAAGGACAAAUCAGAUUCCCCGACAGAUACCGGAGCAGAAUUUUUAUACGCAACUGGUACCCGGAAUUGUUAUGGGUGGUGUCUUACCAUUCGGUUGCAUAUUCAUACAGCUGUUCUUCAUACUUAAUUCUCUCUGGUCGAGCCAAGUGUACUACAUGUUCGGUUUUCUCUUUUUGGUUUUCCUUAUACUUGUUAUCACGUGUUCUGAGACGACGAUCUUGCUUUGCUAUUUUCAUCUUUGCGCGGAGGAUUACCAUUGGUGGUGGCGCAGUUUUCUUACGUCUGGCUUUACCGCUGUCUAUUUGUUAAUUUAUUGUAUACACUUCUUCUUUACUAAAUUAGACAUCGAAGGCGCCACCUCCACGUUCCUGUACUUUGGAUAUACAUUUAUUAUGGUUCACUUAUUCUUCCUCUUAACAGGUACAAUCGGUUUCUUCGCCUGCUUUUGGUUUGUGCGAAAAAUUUAUAGUGUUGUGAAGGUUGACUAAAUAAAACUGAUGGCGAGAACAAUGUCUGUAUGAUGAGUGUGCAGUGAGUGAAAUUGUUUUGUAAUGGGAAUGAGCGAUAGUCGGCAUUACGCGAAUCCGCGUUAUAAAAAAAAGAAAGCAAAAUAUAAAAGAACUGUAACACAACGAUAACGGGCGAACGACAGUGCCACUCACCGACCCGUUAUCAUUAGAAUAUAUUAUCGUGAGUAUCGUCAUAAUGAUAGAUAAUAAUUUAUUUUGUUAACGCGCACGAAGGAUUGCAUUUCGGAGGACGAUACCACUCAACAUCGUGAUCGACUAUCUGUCAUUCUAUGGAAGUAUUUUCCCGUAUAAUCGUCAACAUAUGUCGUGCAUGUUGAUGAUAUAUGUUUUAGAUAUUCGUGAAAAGUAUCUGAAUAAGCACUUUAUUUCUUUCCUCGUUCAGGAAAUUCUUGACUUAUCGAGAAAUGGCACACUUCUUGAAUUUGAUAACGAUUGAAUCGACGUUUAACGCCAAAUAGAUACUGAUCCAACAAAAAAGCUAUAAAAGACGAAAGAAUCGCAGCUACAAAACGAAAAGAACUAGUAAAUACUAAAAAAAAACCGUUCAAAGCAAAAAAUUUUACGUACGUUGCUUCAAUAAUUCAUUUUGUUGAAAAAUGAAUAACAAAAAAAAUUGAAAAGACAAAUGUCUUUGCGUAAAUUUCGAUGAAAUAUCAGAUUGUAACGUGUACAUAUUGAUUUUCGCGUGAUAUUCAUUUCUCAAAUUACAAAUCUACGAAUUAAGUAUAUACAAACCAAUAAAAAAUGUACAAAUCGAAAAUUAACUUAACCAUUAAAUCUGAAGUACUUUUUGUUGUUAUCGUUUUCUCUUUUUCACUCUCUACCGAUAGUAUUUGUAACCGUGAUGUAUCUAAUAGCCAAUAUGCACACAUUCUGUAUUCCACGGAUUUUGUAAACUAAAAGUAACUACGAUGUUAGUGUUGAUAAUGUUAUUAUUGAUAUAAAUAAAAAUAUCGAAUAAGUUUA